AUGCAGUCUGCGGAGAUCUUCGUGGGCUCUAUCGACCAAGGCACAACAAGCACUAGGUUCCUGAUUUUCGAUCACGAUGGCGAGCCAGUAGCCUCGCACCAAGUCGAGUUCAGCCAGAUCUAUCCACACCCAGGCUGGCACGAACAUGACCCCCUCGAACUGGUAACCUCAGUAGAAACCUGCAUGAAAGCCGCAGUCGACAAGUUCGAAUCCGCAGGCCACAACCGCAGCAGCGUAAAAAGCAUCGGAAUAACCAACCAGCGCGAAACAACCAUAGUUUGGGACCACGAGACAGGCGAGCCCCUCUACAACGGCAUUGUCUGGACAGACACGCGCUCACAGUCCAUCGUCUCCGAACUAAAGCAGAAACCCGGUGCAGCCCAGCUCCAGGCAAUAUGCGGUCUCCCGCUGUCAACCUACUCAUCGGCGACGAAGCUGCUCUGGAUGCUGACGCAUGUACCGAAAGUGCGGGAUGCAUUUGACCGUGGGACUUUGGCGUUUGGGACUGUUGAUUCUUGGCUCGUGUAUCGUUUGAAUGGCGGCGCGGCGGCUAACGUCUUUGUCUCGGAUUCGACAAACGCCUCGCGCACUAUGUUUGUUAACCUUGAAACUGUGCGGUAUGAUGAGAAUUUGCUUGAUUUCUUCGGGAUCAGGGGGAAGAUUCAUUUGCCUAGGAUUGUGCCUUCUUCUGAUCCUGAGGCUUAUGGGGUUGUUGCCUCUGGUGUCUUGGAGAGUGUUCCAAUUAUGGGGUGUCUUGGGGAUCAGUCUGCUGCUCUUGUUGGACAGAAGGGCUUUUCUCCGGGCAUGGCGAAGAAUACUUAUGGGACUGGGUGUUUUCUGCUGUACAAUGUUGGCGAUAAGCCUGUCUUUUCGACUCAUGGGUUGUUGGCUACGGUGGCUUAUCACCUUGGUGGCAAGCCUGUCUAUGCUCUUGAGGGAAGCAUUGCUGUUGCAGGCUCUGGGAUCAAAUUCUUGCAGAAUAAUCUGGAAUUCUUCAGUGAGUCGAAAGAGGUCAAUGACCUAGCCAACUCGGUCGAAGACAAUGGCGGAUGUGUGUUUGUCACUGCUUUCAGUGGACUAUUCGCACCCUAUUGGGUUGAUGAUGCCAAAGGAACCAUAUUUGGGAUAACCCAAUACACCCAAAAAGGUCACAUCGCACGCGCAACCCUAGAAGCAACCUGCUUCCAAACCAAAGCCAUCCUCGUCGCAAUGGAACAAGACAGUGGCCACACACUCUCCGAGCUAGCUGUAGACGGAGGUAUGAGCAAUUCGGAUUUGGCAAUGCAGACCCAGGCAGAUUUCAUCUCCAUCCCAGCCUACCGUCCCAAGAUGCGGGAAACAACUGCCCUCGGCGCAGCCAUUGCAGCCGGUCUCGCCAUCGGAAUGUGGCGCAAUUUCGCCGAACUACGUGAUAUCAAUCGUGCCGGUGGUACAGUCUUCGAGCCUCAGAUUAAUCCUCAAGAGAGUGCUGUCAAGUUUCGGGAGUGGGAGAAAGCUGUUCAGAUGAGUAGGGGCUGGGUUAUAUCCGAGAAAUCUCAAGAAGAAGUCGAAGGAGCGAAGAAUAAUACAACCCGGACACUAGUCAAAGAGAGUCGGGAUCGCCAAACAGUCAGCCCAUGUCACUCGCACUUGUAUGAAACUAACCAAAUUAUGGGAAACCACAAACUAUCCAGGUUCAGUUAUUCCCCGGCCUACUCAAUCCUGGAUGGAGAAAAUGCACCCAUGGAGACGCAUCAUCUGUCGAAACAAGUGGUUCCACUGCGUUCCAACUCAGAUACGAAGAAGGCACCUUGUGUUACAGCUACUGUCAAGGAGAUAACACAGACCUCCAUUGGCGAGAUCAAGUUCCCGUCUUCGAAGACGCCAUUGGUUAGUUUCUUGAGUGAUAUGUCAAGCCCAGACGAGGAGGAUUUGUAUCUGGAAUUGAGGAAGGUGGAGAUUUUACAGAGGCUGAAGGCAUUGCAAAAGCCCAAGGUAAAAUGUUAUUGA
Molecule: messenger RNA, 1989 nt
Organism: Penicillium antarcticum
Lineage: Eukaryota; Fungi; Ascomycota; Eurotiomycetes; Eurotiales; Aspergillaceae
Product: glycerol kinase
Exons: 4
Coding region: 1-1989 (662 amino acids)
Biological process (GO): glycerol metabolic process; triglyceride metabolic process; glycerol-3-phosphate biosynthetic process
Cellular component (GO): mitochondrion
Molecular function (GO): glycerol kinase activity
Source: RefSeq, a predicted model, not a curated record